Molecule: messenger RNA, 4683 nt
Organism: Polypterus senegalus (gray bichir)
Lineage: Eukaryota; Metazoa; Chordata; Cladistia; Polypteriformes; Polypteridae
Product: amiloride-sensitive sodium channel subunit beta-like
Exons: 13
Coding region: 135-2060 (641 amino acids)
Biological process (GO): sodium ion transmembrane transport
Cellular component (GO): membrane
Molecular function (GO): ligand-gated sodium channel activity
Source: RefSeq, a predicted model, not a curated record
GAAAGAACGCGCGCGGUGCUACCUUCCCUGUCAGUGGAGCGUCGAGGGCGCGGAGACAAAACUGUACGAGCAGCCUUGAAAGUGUCGCGGAGGUGGCAAGCUGCAAACCACAGCCAUCUUGACAGAAGCAUGAAAUGGGUGUGCAGAAAUAUUUGACAUGCGCUCUUCAUCGUAUCCAGAAAGGACCAGGUUACACAUACAAAGAGUUACUUGUCUGGUACUGCAACAACACCAACACCCAUGGGCCAAAGAGAAUCGUCACAGAAGGACCAAAAAAGCGUUUUCUAUGGUUCCUUUUUACUCUUGUAUUUGCUGCUCUGGUGUUCUGGCAGUGGGGCAUCCUUGUUCAGACUUACAUGUCUUGGGGAGUUAGCACGUCUCUCUCAGUAGGAUUUAAGACUGCCCCAUUUCCUGCUGUUACAAUAUGCAAUGUGAAUCCUUUCAAGUAUUCCAAAGUGAAGCCAUUAAUAGAAGAUUUGGAUGAGGCUGCGAGGACAGCUUUGGCAAAAAUCCACACCUAUUUCAUAAGUGGUAAAGUGUCUGAACUGCCUUUGAUGGCAAAUACAUCUCUAGUGUCUGCGUUUUUGCAGAAUAUACCACUAGUUAUAAUGGAUGAAAGUGAUGUAAAUAAUCCAGCUAUCAUCAAUUUAUUUGAAAAUAGUACAGAUGGCUUUGUUCUAAAUAAUCCACACCCACCAACAUCAGACCUCAAGGUGGCAAUAAAAUUGUGCAGUGCAAAUAAAACAGAAUGCCUUUAUUGGAAUUUCACCUCAGGAGUCGAUGCUGUGAAUGAGUGGUAUUCCUUACAUUUCAUGGACAUUAUGUCUAAAUUUUCUAUUAGUGAAAAAAAACAAAUGGCAUACAGUGGGAAAGAAUUUAUCCUAACCUGUCUUUUUGGGAACCAACCUUGCAGUUAUAAAAAUUUCAGCCAGAUAUUUCAUCACUUUUAUGGAAACUGUUAUAUUUUCAAUUGGGGUCUGCAUGACAAAGCAAUUUCUUCUUCCAAUCCUGGAGGAGAGUUUGGUUUAAAUGUAGUGUUAGACAUCAACCAGAAGGAGUAUAUUCCAUUCCUGUCCACUACUGCUGGAGCAAGACUGUUGGUUCAUGAACAGAAAAGCUUUCCUUUCCUGAAAGAUCUUGGCAUCUUUGUGCUUCCGGGGACUGAGACUUCAAUUGGUAUAUCUGUGGAUAAAAUUGAACAUAUGGAAGCACCUUACUCUGACUGUACACAAAAUGGAUCAGAUGUCCCUGUUACUGAUUUAUUUUAUAAGAUGUAUGCAACCAGCUAUUCAGUGCAGUCAUGUUUAAGAUCCUGUUUUCAAAUGAACCUUGUGAAGAUGUGUGGGUGUGCUUAUAAUCUCUACCCAUUGCCUGCAGACGCACCCUACUGCAACUUUAGGGAUCAUCCAGAAUGGGUGUACUGCUAUCAUAAAUGGAAAUAUUCUGCAGAAUCUGAGCUACUCUGUCUUCAAACAUGCAAGCAAUCCUGCAAUGAAUCUCAGCACUUGUUAACUGUGUCCAUGGCUGACUGGCCAUCAGAAUCUUCAGAGGACUGGAUUUUCCAUGUUUUAUCCUAUGAAAGAGAUUUUUCAACCAAUGUGACCAUAAAUCGAGAUGGAGUUAUGAAGAUGAACUUAUAUUUUAAGGAAAUAAAUCACAGGAGCAUAACAGAAUCGUCUUCUACUACAGUUGUAUGGCUGCUGUCUAAUUUAGGAGGUCAGUUUGGAUUAUGGAUGGGUGGCUCAGUGAUAUGUAUAGUUGAAUUUGGAGAAAUCAUAAUUGACUGCCUUUGGAUUACCAUUAUAAAAUUAAUCAUGUGGAACCGAAACUGGAAAUUGAAGAAAGCUCAAAGCCAAUACCUGGGGCCUCCUCCAUCCAUUUCACAGCUUGCUGAAGGCCACAUGAACACAGGAUUUGAACCUGAUAAUGUUACCUCUGACUCUGGUCAGUCUCUGCAGACUAUGAGUUCAUGCGAACACCCGGUGCACCCAAUACCUGGUACUCCACCGCCACAUUAUGAUUCUCUCCGUCUGAAGUCAGUUAGAGUAAACAAUGAAUAGGCUAGUGUACUUGGUUUUCAGUUGAUAAAUAAAUCUUGAUAGUCUGAAUGUAAAGGGCCAAGGCAGUUCUGUUGAUGGCUCCCUCCUUAUACAUGUACUGUAUAUGCAGGUUUUCUUUUUUUUUUUUUCUUAUUUUUCAAUCUGUCACUAGAGGUGUAGGAGAUGAGCCAUAUGAAGUGCACUCCAGGAGGCAAAGUUGCUUUUUCCAAGCUGUUAAGCACAUUGUGGUACCUCUGAAGGGCCCAAAAAUACUUAUCCUGAUAAGGGAAGUGUUAUGUUUAAAAUAUAUUGAAAGUAAUAAAUACUGUGACACUAUCCAAUGAGGCAGAGAGGAUUAUGGCAUAAUAAAGAUACCGAUUGAGUGAUAACUACAUUUUCAUUAGAAAAAGAAGUUAUUCAGUCAAUGUGUGUCUUGCAUUUUUCUGUGUCUUGAGUCUAGACGGAUUCUUUUAUCUGUCUGCUUAAGUUCUUCACCAGCAGUAUUUGUCUACACAAAAACCCAUCCGUGUGCCAGCUAAUGGAUACAUCUCCUUCAUUUUUGGCAGGAAAUAAAAGGGACGUUUUACCUAAAGGUAUGUAAAAACUGCCUUCUGCUCCUCAUCUUUUUCCUCACGUGUUCAUUUCAAAGAGCAAUGAUGUUUCACUUUGGCACACAGUCCACAAUUUUUUCCUGUUGGCAAAGUACUGACCUUAGCAAACCCCAUGACUUUGAACAAUAAACGGCUUUUAUAUGCGUUCUUUACUGGACUCCUACAAGCCUUCUGUGUCUUGCUUUAAUCUCAAAACUGAUCUCUCAUGGGUUUUUUUUUCAGCUUAAAUAACAGUGUAUUUACUUCAACUUCUAUAUUGGUAUUUGCCAUAGCCCUACAGCUACAUUUAGGGUGGCCCUGCAUCACCUUUUUUAUAAGUGUAAAUGGCUAUUGCACCAUUUAUUCAGCAUUCUGUAAGUUCUGUUCAAAUGUAUUAAGUGUAGCAUAUCUGAGGCUCCUGCUGUUAUAUUUUGAACCCCAUCAAAAUUUUUCAGUAAAGGCAAAGUAACUAAGUAAACUGCACUUCAGCAGGACCCCACUGAUUUUGUUUUAAUCCCAGAUUUCUCUUUUGCCAUUGAUGUCUAAUGUGGUCACUUGAGCUCUCUGCGAGAGAGAGUUCAUACCAAUUUCUAACCCAUGGUCUCAGCUCAUUAUUUAGUAGCUAUAAUGAGGGAAAAAUUAGUUUAAUUUAUAUUUGAUUUGUCCGUUUUAUUUUAGGGUCAUUUAGAUGUAGUCUUUAAGUGAAUAAAGUGUGUGUCCAGAGCUCAUCAUGACAAAUUGCUCAGUAACAGAAAUAAAAGCAGGCACUUUGCUCAUUGGCUAUCUGCCCAAUGAUUCAUAGAAGGUCUUUUCAAGUCAAACAGGAUAGUGAGUUGAUAAAAUGUUUUAAAGGAGUGUUGAAUUUUUGGGGUGUAUGUAAAAUAGACAAGAAUUAUGGGAAAUAAAUGCAAAAGCUACAAGAGUGCCAUUCAUUAUUAAAAUACAUAUGUUUAGGCUUAGAUAAGGUGACCUUUGUGUGAAGGUUUGGAAAAAGUUUUGAAAUGGGGGCUUGGAACUUGUCUCUCAUGGCUAGCUUCAAGUAACUUAGCUGAAAAGCAAUCAGACCCUGGGAAUGUAUCAGCUGUCCAGUUUUGGUUGAUGCAAAAUCCAUACCAUAAACAAGUAGGGUCCUCAACAAAGGUCAGGACUUUAAAAAACAUUUUCAGAAAUAUCACAACUGCCAAAGAGAGAAAACAACUCUUGUCAGCUUUGCCAUCUCCUGUCCCUCUGCUCUCAAGCAUCACACCUGCCUUAAAAAGACAAAGCUUGAAACAACUAAAGCCACCUGAUACGGGGCAUGAUGUGUGACUGUGAUUUAAAUCAUUAGGGUUUUAUGUUUUUUAUACCCAACAUUUUUGUCUAAAUUCCCUGCAAACAAACACGAAUAAUGAGUGGAAUUAAGUUCAGGUAUUACCUCUGAAGCUGUUUUGGUGUUUACUGAGAUUUAGCAAUGACUGACACAUGUUAACAUAAUGAGGUGCGUUCAUUCAAUGCAAGUGCUUUCAGGGGUAGCAGUUCAAGUGUGGACUGCCCUUCUGUGACUUGUCAAGGGAGGACUUCCAAGCAAGACUUUGGACUCUUUGCGUAUUUAUUCAGCCCUUUCAAAGGUAGCUAUUGGGGAACAGAGCACCACAUCCAUGAAUCCGGCAGGAAAGCAGCCCUUAAGGCAGAUCUUGGCCUUUGCUAAGGUAUUCUGAAGUGAAGCCCUUUCAGGGGAAACAAUCUGAGAGCGGAUUGAAUGGGAUGAGUGCAGCUUAGUGGGCUUUUUAAAACAUUAGGGUGGUAUGUUCAUUCAAGUGUCCUCCCUUGUAAAUAACGAUAAACAAUACUGUAUAAGAAUAGCAUGUUGUAUUAUUACUGGAUUAGUCAGAUUUCAGCUCUGCCCCUUUAUUAUAUGCAAUCUCCAAAAAGUGUCAAAAUGAAUAUCACUUGUGGGAAUUUGUCUUAAAAGUAUCCUGCAUGUGGUAUACAAGUCAAUUCAUUCAGUAAAUGACAACUGUAUCAAAUAAAAAUGAAGGCAUGUGGUUUAUUGAUUACACAAAGCUUGAGCUUCG